Molecule: messenger RNA, 1716 nt
Organism: Volvox carteri f. nagariensis
Lineage: Eukaryota; Viridiplantae; Chlorophyta; Chlorophyceae; Chlamydomonadales; Volvocaceae
Exons: 17
Coding region: 1-1686 (561 amino acids)
Cellular component (GO): cytoplasm; proteasome regulatory particle, lid subcomplex; nuclear proteasome complex
Source: RefSeq, a predicted model, not a curated record
AUGGAUAUGGAUGACAAGGAGAAGGGGAAGGCAGGGACAGUGGACAUGGCGAAGCUUACUGCGGACAUUACUGCACAGAAGGAGCUUGCAGCGAAGGGUCAAAUUUCCCAGGCGAUUGAGGGCCUUUUAAACUUGGAGAAGUCAAGUCGGCUGGUGGAGGACGUGACAGCGACCAAAGCUUGUUGCACAGCCAUUUUGGAGGUUUGCUUCGAAGCGAAAGACUGGAGAGCUCUGGAGGAAAACGUGAUGCUUUUGACGAAGCGGCGAUCGCAACUUAAGCAAGCCAUCCAAGCAACCGUACGACAAGCCAUGUCGUACAUCGACAGCAUCGCGGACAAGGAUACCCGUGUGUCCCUGAUUAAAACACUUCAGGCGGUCACGGAGGGCAAGGCAACGGCAGUUGACGCUUCGGACGUCACUUGGCAGUUUUUUGUUAUCUUUGUUGAGAUCGAGCGGGCCCGGCUGACGAAGCGGCUGGCCGCCAUCAAGGAGGCGGAUGGCAAUGUGGAUGAGGCGGCGGAUAUACUACAGGAGGUGGCGGUGGAGACGUUUGGCGCCAUGGCCAAGACGGAGAAGAUCGCCUUCAUCCUUGAGCAGGUCCGUCUGUGCCUGGACAAGAAGGACUUCGUCCGGGCCCAGAUCUUGUCUCGCAAGGUUUCCCCGCGGGCCUUCGUUGAGCGCAAGGGGGAGAGCCAGGGGGAGAUUGGCAUCGAGGGAACCGCCAUUGAGGAGGCGGAACAGGGCACCCCUCCGCUCUCGGAGCUGAAGCUGCGCUACUACGAGCUGCUGAUCCGGUACUACAGCCACCUCAACAACUACCUGGAGAUGACACGCUGCUAUCGGGCGAUAUACGAGGUGCAUGUGGCGGCUGCGGAGGAGGUGGCAAAGUGGAUGCCGCUUCACUCGCUCGUGGUCCUGAAGCACGUGUGUUGGUGCCUGGUGCUCACCCCCGCCUACUCCACCCCCCUGGGCAGCAGCAGCGACCGCACCACCCUGCUCACCACCACACAGCAGGACAAGAAGCUGUCGGAGCUGCCCGAGUACAAGGCCCUCCUGACCACCUUCACCAAUAGUGAAAUCAUUCGCUGGGCGGCCUUCGAGGCGCAGUACUCCGGGGAGAUGGCGGCGUUCAGUGACAGCCUCUUUGCGGAUCCUCCUGACCCCAAGCGGCGCGAGGACCUGCAGCUGCGCAUCAUAGAGCACAACGUGCUGGUGGCGGCCAAGUACUACAGCCGCAUGCGCACCUCCCGACUGUCCACCAUACUCGACCUGAUGCCGGAACAGAUGGAGAAGCACGUCAGUGAUCUGGUGGUGGCUAAGGCCAUUCGCGCCAAGAUUGACCGACCCGCGGGAAUCAUCACCCUGGCCCAGCCUCAGAGCCCCGAGGAGCAGCUCAACAGCUGGGGAGGGAAUAUUGCCCGGCUAUUGGAGCUGGUUGACAAGAGCUGCCAGCUGAUCGAGAAGGAGGCCAUGGUGCACAAGGUGGCGCUCAGCACGGGAGCCGCAGAACUGCUCUACAUGAUACGAUGCGUUCAAUUCGAUGCGGGUCCGCUGCGGGUCCACGAAGGGUUGCGGCGCCUGGACGCCGGAGUGCGUGACAACGUACUACGCGCGGACAAUUCGGCGCGGUGUGACGACGGAAACAGAAACCUCCAAGUCCAAACCUCCAAGUCCAAACCUGAAUGAUGCUCAUUAGAUAUUCCACCGGACCCGCUG